Messenger RNA from Solea solea (common sole), 1759 nucleotides. It is a transcript of the gene cyp7b1, whose product is annotated as cytochrome P450 7B1. The transcript has 6 exons. Gene Ontology annotation, biological process: bile acid biosynthetic process; cholesterol homeostasis. Gene Ontology annotation, molecular function: heme binding; oxidoreductase activity, acting on paired donors, with incorporation or reduction of molecular oxygen; steroid hydroxylase activity. The coding region runs from base 62 to 1579 and encodes 505 amino acids. The record is from RefSeq and is a predicted model, not a curated record. NCBI's taxonomy places the organism in Eukaryota, Metazoa, Chordata, Actinopteri, Pleuronectiformes, Soleidae.
GAGUGGGCGUGUCCUGCUGUGUAUAUAGAAGCGGAGUUUCCUCGCGGACUCAGAGUUAAAGAUGUCUCCGCUGCUGCUGCUCGUGCUCGGCCUCGUGUUCCUGCUGCUCCUGAUGAUCCGGACCAGGACCAGGACCAGACGUGCUGGUGAACCACCGUUGAUUGACAGCUGGAUCCCGUUCUUGGGAAAAGCUCUGGAAUAUCGAGCAGAUUCCCGGAAGUUUCUGGAAGAAAAUUAUAGAAAACAUGGAGACGCGUUCACGGUGCAUCUCGCCGGUCGGUACAUCACCUUCGUCAUGAAUCCUAUACUGUAUCCGUACAUCAUUAAACAAGACUCUCAGCUGGAUUUCCACGAAUUCUCCGACCAGAUUUCUUCGUUUGCGUUCGGGUACACGCCGCUGUCUCACUGUGGCGUUCCCGGCCUGGAGGAUGAGAUUCAGCGAGGCUUCCAGUUACUGAAGGGAGAAAACCUGGACUCCACGUUAGAGGCCGUGAGCGCCAACCUCAUGCAGGUGCUGCGGCAGGACCACCUGGGGGCGGGGCCUGUGGGGGCGGGCAGCUGGAGGACCUCCAAUUUAUACGAGUUCUGUGACUCCAUCAUGUUCGAAACCAUCGCCCUCACGAUGUUCGGGAAGCCGCCGGGCGCCGGUUACCGUGGCGACAUCCAGGCUUUGAGAGAAGACUUCCACAAGUUUGACGACAUGUUUCCGCUGCUUGUGGCGCGCGUUCCUGUGAGGCUGCUCGGAAAUACCAAAGCCAUCCGCGACAAGUUCCAUAAGUACUUCCUGCCGCAGAGGAUGAAGGCGUGGUCCAACGGCAUGCGCUUCACGCAGACUCGAAUGGAGCUGUUUGACGGCUGUGACUCCAUGAAGGACACAGACAAAGCAGCUCAUCACUUUGCCAUGAUGUGGGCGUCGGUGGCGAACACCAUCCCCGCCAUCUUCUGGAACUUGUACGGCGUGAUGAGCGACCCGUCGGCGAUGGCGGCUAUUCGUGAGGAGAUGCGUGACGUUCUGGGACUGAGCGAAGACCAAGUCAACAGACCUGACACUGACCUGACACUGACCAGAGAACAGCUGGACAAACUCGUCUGUAUGGAGAGCACCAUCUCUGAGAGUCUCCGUAUGUCCACGUCCUCUGUCACCCUGCGCCUGGCUACUGAAGACACCAAGAUUCAGCUGGACGAGCGUCGCUGGUUUAACGUGAGGAAAGGAGACAUGGUCGCGAUGUUCCCUCAGACUCUGCACAUGGACCCCGAGGUUUAUGGCGAUCCUGAGACGUACAAGUUUGACCGCUUCGUUAAAGACGGUAAAAAGAAGACGGACUUCUACAAAUGCGGUCAGAAGCUGAAGUACUUCCUGUUGCCAUUUGGUUACGGCUCGUCACGAUGUCCGGGUCAGUACAUGGCCACGUACCUGAUGAAGCUGCUGCUCUGUGUGCUGCUGCUGCACUUUGACUUCCUGGUGGACCCGGGUCAGUCCACGCCGCCUCUGGACACCAGCAGAGCUGGGCUGGGGACGCUGCCACCCAGCAGCGACGUCCGCUUCAGAUACAGGCCGAGGACACGCCCACCUCACUGAUGCGUGUGUGUGUGUGUGUGUGUGUGUGUGUGUGUGUGUGUGUGUGUGUGGCCUUUUCCCAAACGACAGGACGCCGUCGACACUUCGCUGGGAAAAGGAAGUGAGCGUUACCACGGUGACUUGUGACAGCAGUCACCGUGGUAACUGUCCGCGACAAAUAAACAAAUCCAUGAAACACAA